AGAAAUUAUAUUUCUACUUUAUUUUCUAUCAGUAUUAUAUGUUUGAGUCAAAUGCAGUUCUACAAAGACUUCAGUCAAACAGUAUUGUGACAUCAUAAAUAUGGCAUCAGGGACAACAAAUGGGGACGAUGCUGAUCUUCGAGCUCCAAGGCGUCGUCAACCUUCACAAAGACUUGGAAUAAGCGGAUAUGAGAUUCAUAGAGCAGUUCAAGCACUGCAAGAUCAGCACCAAACUGUACAGAAAAGAACAUUCACAAGAUGGAUGAAUUCACAUUUAUGCAAGUGGAGGCCUCCUCUAGAAGUGAAUGAUCUUUAUGAAGAUAUACGUGACGGAACGAAACUCAUUGCAUUGCUGCAGAUAUUGUCCGGAGAAAGAUUGGUUACAGAAACGAGUCGCAGAUCACAACGUUUCGGUCAUCUCACAAAUAUACAGACAGCGUUAGCAUUUCUUGAAAAUAAAAAGAUAAAACUUGUCAACAUAAACCCAACAGAUGUCGUAGACGGCAAUCGUUCCAUUAUCCUAGGAUUGCUUUGGAAGAUUAUAUUGUGUUUCCAGAUUCAUCGUUUGUUACCGAUAUUUCCGAUUGAAGAGCUCACGAACAAUCUCGCUUUCGCAAGUGAUCUGUCCACAAGUACGUCCAGUAUCGAUAGUUUUGCUACAGAUGGGGGAGGACCGCCCAAGAAAAAGAAAGCUGGAGCAAGAUCGAAAUGGAAGGGAGCCGCAAAGAAGGCUCUAUUGCAAUGGGUGAAGAAGAAAACUGCAAGCAAUCCAGAAGGCUUCAACAUAGCAGUAAAAGAUUUCGGGCCAAGCUGGAGAGAUGGGGGAGCUUUUAAUAAGAUGAUUUACACAAUUCAGCCUCAACUCGUCGACUUAGAUCAACUUGGUCGACACACAAACACAGAGAAUUUAGAACAUGCAUUCCAGGUCGCUGAAAAACAUCUUGGGAUUCCGAGGUUACUGGAGCCUGAAGAUGUUGAUGUUGAUAGACCAGAUGAGAAGUCAAUAAUGACUUAUGUUGCUCAAUUUGUGACCAAAUAUGCUACUCUAAGUGGAGAAACCGAAGUGGACGCCCCUCAGGUUGAUGAGAAUACAAUUCAAUAUGAAGAAGUUAUGUUCUGGUUAUCUGAGGCUGAGGAAAAACUUGCGGAAGUUCAUAAACGUUUCCGAUACAGACAUCAAGACUAUCCUGACCGACUCGAACUGCGGGCAAAGUUUGGUGAAAUCGAUGACCAGGCUCAAUUACUACGUGACAAGUGGGCGGACGGUCAGGCCUCCUCAAUUUCUGAGCAACAGAUAGAACAAAUGGAUAAUUUGCUGAACAAGAUUGACAAAUCAGUAAAGAAAUGGCAUCGUGAACUCGACAGCCGUCUCCCAGGCCAGCUAGGUGAAGUCGGAGCCUGGUUGCAUGAAGCAGAAAAAAUUCUGUCGAGAAAAUAUGACGACGCUGCAAAUGAGGAAGAAAUUGCAGUAGUCGUCAAGAAACAGAUGGAUGAACAUAGGGCUGUUUUCAAAAACAAGAAAAUCAUGGAGCAAAUGUUUCAAAGAAGCAGAAGUACACGACAGUCAAGGAUCGGGCAGCAACAGAUUCCUAAAGAACAACUGGACGAUAUGAGCCAGAGAUUUUCAAGAAUUACCACUGAAUCCGCUUCCAGAAUGGCUCAGCUUGAAUUCAUGGAAGCGAAGUCCCAAACCCUGGGAUUCCUGGCCACUGCAGAGACAAUGCUGAAGCAAUGGACUGUAAAAUAUGGGAGAAAACCAUCUGUGGAUGUCCUAUUGCAGAAUUAUAAGGAAACAAUUGAAAAUGGCAAUUUUAUACAAAAAUUCAAAACAGCCAAUGAGAAGUUGUUACGAUCUGGGGAAGCAUAUCUGGCAUCAGAUAUUCCACCGGAAGAGAAGGAUCUUGUCAGGAAAUUCCUUGAAGAUAAAGAGGCUCAGGUUGCCAAUGUUAGCAUCGAGCUUCAAAGUGUUGAGAGCAUGCUGGAAGAAGUGGGGGCAGGAUGGCAACAAUAUGAAGAAUGUGUUGCCAGAUUACAACCUUGGUUGGACCAGGCUGAACAAAUCAUCAAGACUAAAGGAAAGAAAGGGAAGGAUUUCUUUCAUGACCUUCCAUCCUGGGUCCAGACGCAUGCAACAAUGAAUGCAAGUGGAAAUUUUCUGAUUGAAACUUGUGAUGAAAACGUCAGUAAAGAUGCCAAACAACAAUUGUUACUGCUGAAUGGAAGAUGGAAACAGGUCUAUGAGGUUUGCAAAGGCUACAUGAGAGAAGAGGAGCUUGCGAGAAUGCGAGAGGAGUUUCACAUUGGAAUCAGUGGUUUACAGAAAUGGUUGGAUAAUGUGGAAUCAACUGUAACGCAACCCACUCCUAUGGAAUAUCAUCUUGUCAAAGAGAAUCUACAGGAUAUCGAGGAUAUUCGAGACGAGAUCCACCAAGCAGAAGAGAAGUACAAACAAGUAAGCAAACUGGCACAAGGAUUAGUCAAAGACACACCACAGGAGGAAGUCAAUGAAAUGUUGGUCACUAUGACUAAGAUUAAAGAUAGACUGCUAAAGGCUAGAGGUGAUGUCAACCAGUACAUUGGUAACAGCAGUAAGAUGUUGGAACCUUUACAAGACAUUGGAGAAAAUCUGGCAACCCUGGAUGGGUGGCUGAUAGAAGCUCAAGAAAUAUUAAAUGAAUAUGGAAAUUCUGAUAAAGAUGUGGAAAGCAUGUACCAGAAACAUCAGCAAUUUUUUGCCAAAACGAAGGAACAGCAGAAGAAACUUGCUGAACUGGGACAAGCGCUGGAAAAAACUAAGAGUCUUGCUUUACCAGGCAUGGACACGGCUCAAUUACAGGACAAAGUCACUGAAAUAUCUGCUAAACUUCAGCUCUGCGUUUCUCAAGCCAAUGAGUGGAAACCAAAACUCAAGGCUGGAACAGAAACUUCUCGUGAAUAUAAAAAACAUCUUGGUUCCAUUCAAAGAUGGAUUCAGCAUGCUGAAAAAAUAUUGAGUAAACCAUUGGACGAGGAAGCACCUAGAAAGCUUAUGAAAGAACACCAGGAAUUUUUUGCCGAAGUUGAUCCGUCCCUUUUACCAGCCUUUUUGGAAGCCAGUAAAAAGUUACAAGAGUCGCAGAUAUCGGAAUCAGAGAAGUCAAAGGUCAAUGAAAUGACCAAUCAAAUGCAACAUGAAUAUUCUUCAGCCUUGAAAAGAUCGACACAGAGAUUAUUGAAGCUUAAGUUUUUGGAAGCAGAAGAUGAAUUCAGUGCAUUGAUAGCAACUUGCAAUAUGCAACUUGAUGAUGAAGAGAAUCAACUUAGCAGUAAAACUAAAGAAAAUGAAGAAUUACUGGUGGAACAUAAGGCAAAUUUUGAUGAGUCUUUCAAGCAAUUUGACAAACUUAUGAACACAAUGGAAUCACUCUGCGACAAUCUGAGGGAAUCCGUACCUGGUGAUCAUACCUGGACAAAGAAACUGACUGAAUUAAGAGAGGAACACGAAGAUGUGGUGACAGCCGAGGAAGAAAUGUUCAUGAAACUGACAGAACUUCCUGAAAAAUGGCAGGAAUUUGACAGGAAAAUGGCGACAGUGAAAGAUUGGGUGAAACAGUCGGAAAAUGUGAUGGAAACCGUUCAUAAACCUGUGGAAGCUGAUUCAGAUGAUUUUAAUACACAAGCGGAAAAAUUCAAGGCGAUUUCAUCAGCAAAAGACGAGCAUUUGAGCACCCUCGAGUGGUUGAGUGCGACCCUUGUUGACCUUGCAAAGCACUCUCGACCAGAGGAUAUUGAGAAACACCAAGAGACACUCAUGAGACUCACGGCGAGUAGUAAAUCGGUCAUUAACGCUCUCCCCAUCACUGAGAAAAGAGUGGAAUCCGUUCAAAUGUGCUUGGAGUAUAAAGAUAGGAUACAGGAAACUGUCUCUGCUAUUGAUCAAGAGCUUGAAGAAAUCAAUAACUUCAAUGAAGAAAUGAAAUCAAAACCUGUUGAUAGUUGUGAAGAUGCUGAAAAGACUUUGAGUCAUUUCCAGAACAUGAUGAAUGCACUCGAAGCUAUCUCAGUGCAAGUUAACGAAGACGUUAAUCUCGGGAAAGAACUUCACGCUGAUGAGCAGUGUCCUACGUUUCUCUACUCAGAAGUUUCAGGACUUGAGAAGAAAUGGGAUAAACUACAGGAUGUGGCCGCUCAAAGGGAGAAAGAGUUGGAGGAAACAGUACAAGCAUGGAAAGCACACACAGAUAUUCUGAUGCCAAUUCAAGAUUUUAUUUCACAAACAAUUCCUGUCAUUGAAGCCAGACUACGACUCAGUAACAUCAACUCUAUCAAUCAAGAAAUUGCAACCAAAACUGCGAUGCAAGACCAAGUGGAUCACGCCCUGAAAGGCAUGAAACUUGCUGAAGCGAACAUUGCAGUUUUAUCAAAGAAAUCAAGCAAGGAAGGGGCUGAAAGUCUGAAGAAAGAACUGAAUGAAAUCACUGAAAAACUGGAAAAAGUAAAAUCAGCUCUGAAUGAAGGAAUUGCUAAAGCGCAAGGAAUAAAGAAAGAAUGGAUGAAUUGUGAGGAAGAGAUGGAUGGUGUUGUUCAAUGGACGCGAGAAAUUGGAACAAAGAUUUCUGCAAUUGAGCAAUCUCAAGAGAAUCCAGAAAUCCAAUUCACACAAGCACAGGAGACAGUUGGUUCGAUACUUGCCAAAUCACAAGAGCUUUCUCAAUUGGAAGAGAGAAUAAAUCAAAUUGAAGGAUUAGAAUCACCUACUACACUGCAUGCAACACUGGCAACAGUCAGAGGAAAAUGGGAACAGGUUCACAACAGGGCUCAAAAUCUUGUGACAUCUCUUGGUGAAAAUCUGAGCCAUCAAGAAAAGUUUGAAUCCACAGUUCAACAAGUGGAAGAAAAUUUACUUGCUGCUGAACAACAUUUUCAAGUUGAACUCGAUCCCUGCGAAAGUUCUGAAGAUGUGCAGGACAGGAAAGAUGAGCAUUUGAAAUUUACUCACACUCUCGAACAAGUGAAACUAGGACUCACAACUCUGCAAUCUGAGGCCAAAUUAAUCAAAGAUCCUGCUAAAGCUCAAACAAAGAGACAUCAAUUACAACAGAGAUACGCUGACAUCAUUAACUUGAUCAGGACUCGAACUCACAACCUUGACGAAGCAAUUCAAAAGUUCCAAGAUUAUGAGAAGAAAGUGAAUAAAGUGAAACAGUAUAUUGAAAGAUGCGAUGAGAUUGUGUCAGCUGAUCACAGUGCAUUACCUGGAGACCCCCAGAAAUUACAGCACGAGUUACAAGUAGCUGAUAAGCUAUGCAGUGAGAUUCAAUUUCAUAAGGAAUCAUUACAAGAUCUUCGAGAAUUUAUUGAUGAAAUUGAUCAGAAUGUUCCAGUUUCCACAGAUAACGUCCUCACAGAGAUUAAUGCAAUGGAGGUCCUUCUGAACGAUCUACCUCAACAGUUUGCUGAUCGGAAACGAAUUGUCAGUGCAGCUCUAGCCUCGCAUACACAAUACAACGAUACGAUUGAACGGUACACAAUAUGGCUACUCAACUUUGAGAAGUCCUUACGAUCAACCACAGAUGUCUACUUAGAUGAUGUUCCUCUUGCAGUAAAUGUUAUUAAGGUAGGUUACUAGUUCAAACCGGUCAGAACCGGAUUUUUCUGGUAAGAACUUGAUUGCACUGGUGAUGAAGACUGGAUGAUGAUUGAAGAUACAGUCGGAUUUUCGGUGUGUUUGGUGAGUAUAUACUUCACAAGUAACUGAUGAACUUUUGGGGUCAUCCCUGCACAACCUUACCUUUGGUCAUGCUUCGAUGAAGACUGAUCCUCAACAUUAAAAUAGGUUUGUGAGGUAAGAUUAGAGAUCUCCUUAUAAUUUGGUUUGAAUGUCCUGAUGCAGCCGGUUCUAACUGGUUUUCAUCAUAUAUUGAGUUAAAUCCUACAAAAUUGCAAUUUGAUUUUACAUACAUAACACAAAAAUUAAAUUGAGAAUGGCGAUUUUGCUGAAGGCAGACCUGAAAAAACAAUGCUGAUUAAUUAUUGAUCAGUGGCAUAUUUUAUAAAUUAAUACAGUUGUAUUACUCGAUUAGGUACCAGUAUACCCAAACUAAAUUUUUUGGACAUCUCUUUUCAAUCACUUAUAUGCACAGCCAAAAAGUUGAAUGUGAAAACAGGAAAUAAUUGGUAAGUUUUCCUGAGUCCUAUCAAUCCUAUCAUAUUGGUAAGUGUGGUGCCAAGUUCAAGUGCCAGUGACUUGAAUUUCUACAGAUCCAAAUGACUUUAUCUGUGGCUUUUUUUUUUUUUCGAUCCAGUUUAAUCUGGAUCCAACUGGUAUUAUGUAUCACAUAUUGGCUUGGAUUGCUAAGUCAGAUCUAUCUGAGCGGAUCUGACUGUUUUAUCUUAUAUAUUUAUGCAUUUAUUUGGGUUUAGUUUUGUUUUGGAUCCAGUUAUACUGGAUCCAACAGACAUUAUCAUGUCAUAUAUUGCCCACAUUGGCCUUAAAAUGAAUUUUUUUGUUUCAUUUUGGAACCAGUUUUAACUGGUAUCCUGUCCUAUAUACGCCAUUGAGUAGGAUCUGUCUUAGACUGAUCUCACUGACUUCGUUUUAGAUCCAGUCGAAACUGGAUCUAACUGGUAUUCUGUGCUAUAAUGAGUCAGAUCUGACUGAUGGUUUCCUAUGUUUUCUUUUAAUUUUAGAUCCAGUUUGAACCGGAUCUAACUGGUUUUUCUGUCACAUAUGGUUUGCACUGGUAUCCCAACUGUUACAUUUAAUUUUCUUUGCCCCUCUCAUAAAUACGGUUGAUCUUGACUGGGAGGAUCGAUGCAUUUUCGUUUUUUAUGGAUUUGAUGUUUUAGGAAGCUGACCUAUCAUAUAUAUAACCAAACAACAAUACCGAUGGAAACCAAAAAAGUGCAAUGGAAACACAAAAAACUUCGUAAGCUUGCCCCAAAGUCUUAAAAAUCAUAUCAUUUUGGUGAGAAUGGUAUUUUAAUUGCCAGUGUCCAAAUGCCUUUUACUCUGUGGCCUGUUUUUUUGCCACAUAUUGCCUAUGUAAGACUUUAGAUCUGUUGUAGAUAUAACUUUUCUUAUUUAUUUUCUAUCCAGUUUAAACUGGAUCAAACGGGUUUUUCUGUCAUAUAUGGUUUGCACUGGUAUCCCAACUGUUAUCGGUAAAUAUGAAUUGAAUACUGAAUGUUGCCUUAUACUAGAUAGACCAAUUUGAACCAGUUUUGUCUGGUUCGCUCUGACAUAUAUUUAGGCUGGUCUUAUAAUAGACCAGCAAUUUUUAAAUUUUGGUCAACCAAUUUUGAACCAGUUUUGUCUGGUUUGCACUGACAUAUAUUUAGGCUGGUCUUAUAAUAGACCAGCCAAUUUUAAAUUUUGGUCAACCAAUUUUGAACCAGUUUUGUCUGGUUUGCACUGACAUAUAUUCAGGCUGGUCUUACAAUAGACCAGCCAAUUUUGAGUUUGGUCGUUGCCAAAAACAGACUACAAUGAACAAGCAUUUACCUCAUUCCUUUUUUGAAAUGGGAGACUUGUAUAGUUUGCAACAGUAUAUAUUUAGGCUGGCCAAACGAGCCGGUUUUGUCUUGAUUGCAUUUUGUAUUCGGUCGUUUCUUUGAAAAGACCAACUAGAAGCUCUAUGAACUAUCUUUAUUCUCGUUCCAUUAUGGAAAGAGAAGCUUUUUAUGGUUAGCACUGAUAUAUAUUAAGGCUGGUCUUACAAUAUAGAUUUUGCCCAUUUUCAUUUUGUCUUUAUUUGUUUUUGGAAAGAACUAACUCGUGUGGUCUUUACAUCGGUAAGUAUUACAACUGCUAAUGUGAUUGGUAAGUAUGAUAUAACCAUUAGUUGGUAAGUAUGGCAAUAUUGGCAUGAGGGAAAUUGAACUGGUAAGGAUGGUUAUUCUGGUUGGCACGAUGGUGGUGGAUCUCCAAUCAUCAGGUAUCCAGGUCUCGUAUUGGGUGCAUUGAAGGAAGACACUCAUCGAAGGCAAGACAUCUAUCUCUUCAGCACAACCAAGUGAUCAAUCGAUAGAAAAAAACUUUAACCAGGAUUAUACUUCUAUGUGAGUACUAUUGCAGAUAGGGUAAGAUUUCAUCUUUAUCUCGUGGGGAGAGGAAAGCCGAAAAAUAGCUUUAUCAUAUGGCGAACCAUGGC
Molecule: messenger RNA, 8132 nt
Organism: Styela clava
Lineage: Eukaryota; Metazoa; Chordata; Ascidiacea; Stolidobranchia; Styelidae
Source: RefSeq, a predicted model, not a curated record